UAUACCUACGUAUCUCCAGCCGCCAGCCAUACCAAUUCUCGUCUCUCGCGCGAAAAGAACGGAAACCCUAAUUUUCGCUCGAAACCCCCGUGCACACACCCCAAGCUCGUCGAUCGAUCGCCAUGGCUUCGGCGGAGGCCGUCCUGCGCCUCGACGCCAACGGCACCCCCAGGACGAUCCGCCUCCUCGCCGCGCUCGUGGACUUCGAGUCGCGCCACUUCGCCGACGCCGCCUCCAAGCCGGCCGAGAACGACCUCGUCCGGGCGUUCCGCGGCGGCGCGACCCCGGCCGUCCCGAUCUCCGAGUUCCUGGUACGCAUCCAGCGUUCCAAUUACUUGUUCGACGGCGCGGUGUACGUCCUGGCGGGGGCCUACCUCGCCCGCUUCAUGCGCACCCGCGCCGCGCGCGACGCCGGGAUCCUUGUCGAGCCGGCCACCGCUCACCGCCUCGUCUCCGUCGCCGUGCUGCUCGGGGCCAAGUUCAUCAGCCCUAGGCAUUUCGAGAGGCGGGUCGAGGCCUUCCAGAUCUGCUCCGACAAGUCGAUCCGGGCUAGCGAGAUUUCCCGACUCGAAUUGCUCUUCCUGCGGGCUAUUGACUACCGCAUCUUCAUCGGCGCGGAAGAGUUCCAGCGCUUCUUCAAGGUCAUGGAGCGCGGCCCCAAGCCACCCAAUGCAAGCUCUGGAUCCCAAAAGAGGAAAGCAGAAACGGCCCCAGACCGGGAAGAGAAGAAGCCUCGCCGCUUGCCAGCAUGCCAGCCGCCCGCCGUCGCAUCUUAAUUACUAGGAUUUGAUCGGAGUUUCUUUUCCUCGUUGCAUCUUGUUGAUUGAUUCGUUUCUUUCUGCAUUGCAUCUUUUUGGUCAAUUUGUUUCUUUCACUAUUGGAUUUCUUUCUGGCGUCGAUUUCUUGUUUUCUCUGUUGCAGACUAGUGGGUUUCUCUGUUGCAGUUUUUCGAUUUAUUUGCUCUUUGGUUUCUUAAUUAGGAUUUCGAGUUACCUUCUUUAUAAAAAUAUUUUAUCGUUGCCUACUUUCUUAACUGGGAUUUGGAGUAGUUCCCUCAAAAAAAACUGAGAUUUGGAGUUACGUUUUUUAGUGUUUCAUGGUCGCCAAGUUUUUAUUCUUGCUUUGCAUCUUCUUCUUUAAAAAAAACAUUGCAUCUUCAAAAAAAAGGUGCAUCUUCUUUUAAGAAAAACAUUGCAUCUUAAAAAAGGCAUUGCAUCUUCUUAAAAAAACAUAUAAAAUUUUCUCAUCGUUUCUUGCAUAGUUGUUCGUUUGUUUUUUCCUCGCCUUUCUUCUCGAUCGGUUGUUUGAGAUUCACAUAUCUUUUUCUUUCUUCUUGGGUGAUAAUAUGUUCUCUCGCAUUGCAUAGUUUGUCCUUUAUUUGACUUUUCUCUGAAAUCGUUUCUUUUUCAUUUCUCGCAUUGCAAAUCAUUCUUCUUUCAAUGUUUUUUACUAAUUGUUAGUCUUGUGGACUCUUAUAAUUCUUAGCUUAGGUAUUAGGUCUAGUCUGGCCUAUUACGCCAAUUUUAUUUGCAAUUGUACACUUUAGAGUUCUUAUGUAAUGGU
Molecule: messenger RNA, 1563 nt
Organism: Lolium perenne
Lineage: Eukaryota; Viridiplantae; Streptophyta; Magnoliopsida; Poales; Poaceae
Product: cyclin-P2-1-like
Biological process (GO): regulation of cyclin-dependent protein serine/threonine kinase activity
Molecular function (GO): protein kinase binding
Source: RefSeq, a predicted model, not a curated record